Messenger RNA from Psilocybe cubensis, 513 nucleotides. RefSeq lists its product as uncharacterized. The coding region runs from base 1 to 513 and encodes 170 amino acids. The transcript has 3 exons. The record is from RefSeq and is a predicted model, not a curated record. Lineage: Eukaryota; Fungi; Basidiomycota; Agaricomycetes; Agaricales; Agrocybaceae.
AUGGAAUCAUUCCAGCACGGGAUUCUUGCAUGCCAGUCUCCUGAUAGCUCGUUCUUCUCAGAGUUCCGCGAACUUUUGAGAAGUAUGCAUGACCUAUGGGAUACCUUACCAGCUAGCAAAAUCAUCGUAUCUGCUUGUGACUUUGUCAAUGGAUGUUUAAUGGAGCAGACCCCUGCAAUUAUGAAUAUGUCAAUACCAAAUACUGCGAUAUCAUGGCCUUAUUAUCUCAGGAAUAAAACAGGCUCAGCAGCCGCAUUCUACAAGGAGGAGCUCGCAGGUGAAAGAAAUAAUUACAUCCAUAACCGCGCCAAUGUUCUUCAUAAGGACGUGAUUGAAGUUUUGGAGGAUGUCGUAAAUGAGACACUGGAUGCUUAUGAGAGAGUUACGGAAGCUCUCAGAGGCACCAAAGCAUACUCUCUUUGGAUGAGAUUUGUCAAUGGAUAUAUAGCAUUUCACUACCUAUGCGACCGUUACCGACUCUCCGAUAUCAAAUCCUUUGCAAGUACACCUUGA